CUGUGCCAUUCAACUGGACGAUUGAACCGCUUUGUAGCGCCAUGUCACCCAAGCGAUGGAAUGCAAUGCUGAGGUGUGAUUCGAUUGUUCCCCUCAUCUGAAUCCCGAACUCCGUCCUGUCAGUCUGUCACUUUGUCAAUCCGUUUUAGGGAAGUCGGCUCCCCCGCACAUGAAGCGCUGGUGAUGCUAUGCUCUCCACUUACCUGAUCUAUUGAUGAUAGUUCGAUGCCUUUUUCCCAGCAGUUCGUCCAAGUCACUUAUAAUUCAUUGAUCGUACCCUUCCUGCAAUAUCGCUUCACUUACAUAGUUUUCCAUCUCCGACUGUGCUGACGACCAUAACCUCCCCCCCGUCCCGUCCCCCACUUCCGCGACAUAACCACCACCACCAUCAACAACCAUGGGCUCUAACAACGCCUACGGUGGCGAAGAAGAGAUCAAUGUCUUGAUCACCGGCUUCGGUCCCUUCAAACAAGAAUACCCCCUCAACCCCUCCUGGGAAAUCGCCUCCCGCCUGCCCGCCGUCCUCCCUCCCCUGCGCGCCAAACAACCCUCCACCCAAAAACCGCCCUUGAUCCCUCGCGUCAACCUGCACGUCCACCCGGAACCGAUCCACGUCUCGUACAAAACCGUCCGCGAACUCGUCCCCAAGCUUUGGGCGCCUAAUUUCGCCGACUCCUCUUCUACCUCCUCAUCCUCAUCCAACCCCCUGCCGCCCACGCCCACGCCCACGGCCGCCGAAGCAACAACAUCCUCGGAAGCCCCCUUCUCCGAACAAGACGCCGCCGCCGCCGCCGCAAAUGAGGAACCCGAAAAAAAACCCAAAUACGACUUCGCCAUCCACAUCGGCAUGGCCGGCCCGCAACCCCGCUGGGCAAUCGAGCGCCUCGCGCACCGCGACGGGUACGCCUUGCGGGACGUAGACGGCGAGUUUUUGCGAGAUAGGGAGAACCAGCUGCGGGACGGGGACGAUUGGGUGUGGAAGGGGUGUCCGGCGGAACUGCGGACGGAUCUGGAUUUGGAUGUGAUUUUGGAAAAGUGGAGGGGAUAUUGUGCGCCGCCUGGUGGGCUUGUUGUGGCUUCUGGAUCUGGAUCUGGAUCCGAAGGUGGUGUAGAGGAGGGUCACGGUGGGAAGGAUGGUGGGAAGGAUGGGAAGGAUGGUGGGGAGGGUGGUAAGAAAGAGGGAGGAGGGAAAGCAAAGUUAUGGUAUGGAAAUGACAUCAAGGGGGGGGCCAAGGGAGAAAAGUUGGUGAUCAGUGAAGAUCCGGGGAGGUAUCUUUGCGAUUUCAUUUACUAUAGCAGCUUGGCCGAGUUGCAUAAGCGCAAGGCGGAGAAGAGGGUGGUGUUCUUGCAUGUGCCGUGCAAGUUGGGUAAGGACGGGGAGUAUGUGAGGAUUGGACAGGAGCUGAUGUUGGGGUUGGUGAGGAGUGUGGUGGAGUGGUUGGUUGAUGAGAAGAAGAGGAAGGGGGAUUUGAGGUGAUACCUCCAAGUGAUGAUAGGAGACAGGGGUGAGGUAUUACCGGUGGCUUGAUAUUUUGAAGACUGCGAAAGGGAGAUGGUGCGAUACACAGCGUUCAUGGAUGAUGAUUUACGAGAUACAUAUACGAAUCAGACGAUUAUAUACCUUCCGCUUAUUUACUG
Molecule: messenger RNA, 1638 nt
Organism: Neurospora tetraspora
Lineage: Eukaryota; Fungi; Ascomycota; Sordariomycetes; Sordariales; Sordariaceae
Exons: 3
Coding region: 398-1477 (359 amino acids)
Source: RefSeq, a predicted model, not a curated record